AUGACACCUAAUAUAUCUAUCUAUCUAUCAGUAUGUCAAUCUAUCUAUCUAUCUAUCUAUCUAUCUAUCUAUCUAUCUAUCUAUCUAUCUAUCUAUCAGUAUGUCAAUGAUUUAUUACUUUCUGAUCAUAUCUAUCUAUCUAUCUAUCUAUCUAUCUAUCAGUAUGUCAAUGAUUUAUUACUUUCUGAUCAUAUCUAUCUAUCUAUCUAUCUAUCUAUCUAUCUAUCUAUCAGUAUAUUUAUUCAGAUUCAUGUAUCUAUCAAAUUCUAUUCUGAUAUAACUGUCUAUUUCUCUGUCGCGUUUUAUUCAUAUCUAUCUAUCUAUCUAUCUAUCUAUCUAUCUAUCUAUCAUGGCCACAACACUAUCUAUCUAUCUAUCUAUCUAUCUAUCUAUCUAUCUAUCUAUCUAUCUAUCUAUCUAUCACAUUCUAUCUUAUUUCUUCCUCUUUUUUUUACUCAUCAGGAGCAUCCUAGAAAUGCUACUUUAAAUCGUUUUCCUUCCCGAACUUUGUAA
Acanthosepion pharaonis is the source of this 513-nucleotide messenger RNA. The record is from the annotation of a GenBank genome assembly. Lineage: Eukaryota; Metazoa; Mollusca; Cephalopoda; Sepiida; Sepiidae.